CACAAUGCCUUGCGUAAAAGCUGAUAACAAACAUGGCGCCGUUUCCGUAUUAGCUCUGCUUUUGUACUUUCGCACUUUGUCUAGCGGUAUAAAUCCGAGAUUGCCAUUUCAUGUUCAUAUGAUUAUUAAUAUUCCGUUCAAGAAACAAGACCACCAUAUUUGACAGGCUCAUUAUUUAGUAGCGGCGUGCUGUCUUUCCAUCGUAAAGUCCCGCGUGGGUUAACUGUCACAUUCGGUGUCAGUCAAACCAAAUUCAAAUAUCCGUGCUGACUCUUGAGACAUGAAGGAGAAUUUGACUCUGAUUCAGAGAUUGAACGCGCACCCGGACUCGAGGUGCUGGUUCGUUGGCUGGAAUCCAAACGGGACUCUCCUGGCCUCGUGUGGGGGCGAUAAGGCCAUUCGGAUCUGGGGACGAGAGGGUGACUCGUGGGUCUGUAAGGGUGUGCUGGAGGACGGCCACCAGCGCACCGUGAGAAAGUUGGCGUGGUCUCCCUGUGGGAAUUACCUGGCUUCUGCUAGUUUUGAUGCCACAACGUGCAUCUGGAAGAAGAAAAAUGAUGACUUUGAGAGUUUGACCGUGUUGGAGGGGCAUGAGAAUGAGGUGAAAUGUGUGGCUUGGGCCCCUUCAGGGAACCUUCUGGCAACGUGCAGCCGGGACAAAAGUGUUUGGAUUUGGGAAGUGGAUGAGGAGGACGAUUACGAGUGUGUUACAGUCCUGAACUCCCACACGCAAGAUGUCAAACAUGUAGCAUGGCACCCGACACAGGAACUUCUGGCCUCAGCGAGCUACGACAACAACAUUUGUAUUUACAAGGAGGUAGAUGACGACUGGGAGUGUCAGGCCACACUGCAGGGCCACACGUCCACCGUGUGGAAUCUGUCCUUUAGCGCCACCGGAGAGAGGCUGGCGUCAUGCAGCGAUGAUCGCACUGUCAAGAUUUGGAAGGAGUAUCCAGCCGAAAGUGGUCAAGGUGACAUAUCAUGGAAGUGUGUGUGCACGCUCUCUGGCUACCAUGGACGCGCAGUGUAUGACGUUGACUGGUGUCGUCUGACUGGUGCCCUGGCAACAGCCAGCGGUGACGACGCAGUGCGAGUGUUUAAGGAGGAGUCAUCAACUGACCCUGACCAACCGGUGUUCUCCUUGGUUGCACACAUGCCCAAAGCUCACAGCCAGGACGUCAACAGUGUGGCAUGGAAUCCAAAAGAAGCAGGACUGCUGGCUACUUGUAGCGACAGUGGUGACAUUGCCAUCUGGAAGUUCCAAGAGCAGGACUAGGACUGACUAUGGUCCACAUACUGCACAGACCUCUUUGUUGCUACAAAGUCACAAUCCCAAAUGUGUGCUCCAGUCUCAUUCAUCUUCAUUAAUUUACUUAAGGUGUUUAAAAAAAAAAUCAUCAACGCAACGACAAGAAUUAUCUUUAUUGCAAAACUCCGAUUACUAAAAACACACGGACUGGUCAAAAUUAACUUGAGUCACUGA
Hippocampus zosterae (dwarf seahorse) is the source of this 1483-nucleotide messenger RNA. RefSeq names its product cytosolic iron-sulfur assembly component 1 (gene ciao1). Gene Ontology annotation, biological process: iron-sulfur cluster assembly. Gene Ontology annotation, cellular component: cytosolic [4Fe-4S] assembly targeting complex. The transcript has 7 exons. Lineage: Eukaryota; Metazoa; Chordata; Actinopteri; Syngnathiformes; Syngnathidae. The record is from RefSeq and is a predicted model, not a curated record. Gene Ontology annotation, molecular function: protein binding. Bases 281 to 1276 code for a protein of 331 amino acids.